Molecule: messenger RNA, 2946 nt
Organism: Sinocyclocheilus grahami
Lineage: Eukaryota; Metazoa; Chordata; Actinopteri; Cypriniformes; Cyprinidae
Product: NLR family member X1-like
Exons: 4
Coding region: 1-2058 (685 amino acids)
Molecular function (GO): protein binding
Source: RefSeq, a predicted model, not a curated record
AUGCAGUCUACCGUGUACAAAAUUUUGGCCAGCAUUUUGGUUACAACCAGACUAUCUGCUGUGGACAGAGUUCCUAAAAAAUACAUAAAUCGUUAUGUACAAAUCUGUGGCUUCAAUGAUCCUCAUCGCCAGAGAGCCUACUUCACCAGCAGGCUCUUGCAACAGAAUGAAGGCAAGCCGGGCAAGGUGGCUGAGACGCUCAUAGAGAUGCUUUACCUAAAUCUACAGCGGGAGAGUCAGUUAGCAACUGCCUGCUUCUUACCAUCUUACUGCUGGCUCACAUGUGCCACUCUUCAUUUAUUGCAUUUUACUGAUACAAAGUCACCAAUUCGAACCCUCACUGGCAUCUACACCAGCUUCAUGAGGCUCAACUUUGGAGGAGAAGUGAUAACUGUGGAUGGAAACGUCUCAUCACAAGAGCAACAGAACUCAUUAAUGCUCUAUGUGGUCCGUACUGUUGGUAAACUAGCUUUUGAUGGCAUCACCAACAAGCGGACGUCGUUCUCCGCUGAAGAACUGGAGCAGUGGGUUGGCGGCAAGACUAAAACGGACGAAGAGCUCCAGCAACUGGCUGUGUUUCGCACAGAUGUGCUUGACUUCUUUCUGGUUCCUCGCAAUGAUCAUGUUACAGAUCCCGAAUCUGGUGGUAGGCGCUACGUGUUUGCUGUUCCCGCCAUGCAGGAAUAUCUAGCCGCUCUUUAUGUUGUUCUUGGCGAGAACAAAAGCGUCCUGGAGAAGCUGACGAAGGAGGUUUCGGAGGCUUUGGGACAAGCCAGUGAAGACAUCACAAGCCUCCUGAGCAUCCUCUCUAAAGUCAUACCUUUCCGAAUCUUUGCCGUUUUCAACUUGCUUAAGUUGUUCCCGAAACUCUUUGAGCGAGUCAGCAGCCACAGCAAAGGGCGUAUUGCAAGCACCAUGGCGGCGGAAAUGUUUCGUUCGGAGGACAGCUUCAAUGAAGAUGUUUUGGACCAGGUGGAACAAAGUCUGCUGGGAGUGCAUGGUCCACAGCCACAGGAGGAAACCUACACAAGAGCAUUUGAGCUCUACCCUAUCUUCAUGGGUGGACUUCUUCAUUACGGGAACCGGAGGCUGUUAGACCAGCUCGGAUGCAGCAUCAAGAGUCACACGGUUUCUCAGAUCACCCGUGCGCUGAGGAAACACCUGAUCAAGGAGAGCCAGAAGAAGCAGCCUCCUGAGGAGCUCAUGGACCUUCUGGUCCUGCUGUAUGAGUUCCAGAACCCUCGACUCACAGCUGAAGUCCUGCAGUCCAUCAAGACCAUCAACUUGUCGACUGUACGCAUGACGCCACACAAGUGCUUCGUGCUGAGCACGGUUCUGAGCUGCACGAGCUCAAGCUUCCACCUGAACGAGCUCAACCUCUCCUCCUGCCACAUCACUCCAGAGUUAAUGCAGAUGCUUUGGCCAGCCUUCCAUCACACUAGCAACCUCAAGUUGUGUGACAACUACUUGACGGACACGGGCAUCAGCCAUCUACUGGAAGCUCUGUCUGGUAACCACUCUCUGCAACGGCUGUGUCUGAUGCAUACUGGCCUAGGGGACCAAUCGGCACAAAUGCUGGCUGAGAGACUGGGCCAGCAUGAUAUGUUACAGGAGCUGAAUGUGGCCUACAACAACAUCGGAGACAGUGCAGCUCUCACGAUGGUCGAUGCCUGUCGUGAACAUCCCAGCAUCCACACAGUACAUCUGUACCUGAACCAGCUUACCGAUGUGGGCAAACAGUCGCUGUAUGUGCGUGGAGGUCCUCGGGUCAAGCAGGGCCGGCGGGUGAAGGUCCUGGCUUCUGUAACGGAGGGUUCGGACAUCUCAGAGGACUGGCAUCCCAUUCUGAGCGUUAUUGGAAAAAAUUCUCUUUCCUGGGACAGAGACCGUGUACGCGAGCAACUGCUGGUCUUCCUGAAAGACCUGGAAUGGGGUCGCAAACAGCACCAGAGUUUCUGGAAAAAGAUGCACUUCCGACGAGUGGAGAGCGUUGUGAGGCAAAUGCUGAGCUUACUGGAGAAGAGCAGUAAUACGGGAACAGGGACCGGUACAAAAUGAUGUAACUAUCAUAGAAGUUAAAGGGAUGGGUGUUUGAUUUCUGAGAGGGAUAUUUGUUGCCAUAUUUCAAUCUAGUCAGCCUUAAUAUUUCCCAGUUAGAUUUUAAAAGGUUGUCCAUCUACUAACAUAUCCAUAUAUCCAUCCAUCUUUAGCAUUAAGACAUUUUGUGAAAACACUGUGACAAAUUAGUUUUAUUUGAUUGUUUGAGCCUGGGAAAGAUCAAUAUCUGCUACUCCGUAAUACUUCGGAUUACUACUUGAAAACUGCUCCUUGUUGCAUGAUGACAAAUUUUUGACAAAUUAGAAGCUAUUUCCUAUGCAUAUGUAUUCAGGGAGAAUUCAGGGUUCUUUGUUAUCAUAAAACAAUGUGUCACUCCUUUUUGAUUGUUUAAUCUUUUUAAACAACAUUUGAGUGUCAAAUGGUGCUCUAGACAAGGUUAACAAAGUAAGGUAACCAAGACAAGGCUUUAGGAGCUUCCGCAUUAUUAACAUUUAUUUUGCCUUAAUCUGUGGUUGAAAAAAUGUUUAACAAAUUGAGACUGAAAUUUGGUGUGCAAUAACAACAAAAUAAAAAAGUGCAGAUGAAAGGUGGCUACUUGUCAUACCCUAUUGCUUUAACUUUUGCUAAAUAAGAUGAUGGUACGGCUCGGACAGUCUUAUUUUAGUGCAGUUUGUUGUCAGUUGUCUUAAUUACAGCUGGUUAUGUAAUACCCCCUUUCGGAUCUGAUGAUGGCUGAGGUGUUGUCUCAUAAACCUGAGAUUAAAUAUUAAUCUCCUGUGUGUUAUUGUGGAGGAACAAGGAGGAGCUAUACUGAGUAAAACAUUUUAAUGCUUCAUUUAAAUGUGUACCUUGCACCCUCGUAAAACCCAGGGCUCAGCCAGCAGUGGU